AUGACAAGGCCUGUCGGCGCGGCAAGAGAGGAUAAAAAAACAUCAUUUCGUCAUUGUAUCGCAAACCCCCCGGUCAUCGGAGGCUGGCCGAAGGUUUCCAUGGGCUGCUGGGCAUGCGUUAGCAAAUGCAGCGGUGCAGCAGUGCUGAGCCUCGAGCAGAAUUGA
Colletotrichum paranaense is the source of this 165-nucleotide messenger RNA. RefSeq lists its product as uncharacterized. The record is from RefSeq and is a predicted model, not a curated record. NCBI's taxonomy places the organism in Eukaryota, Fungi, Ascomycota, Sordariomycetes, Glomerellales, Glomerellaceae. The transcript has a single exon. Bases 1 to 165 code for a protein of 54 amino acids.